Medicago truncatula (barrel medic) is the source of this 2828-nucleotide messenger RNA. RefSeq names its product subtilisin-like protease SBT3.9. Gene Ontology annotation, molecular function: serine-type endopeptidase activity. Gene Ontology annotation, biological process: proteolysis. The transcript has 10 exons. The record is from RefSeq and is a predicted model, not a curated record. Bases 256 to 2601 code for a protein of 781 amino acids. Lineage: Eukaryota; Viridiplantae; Streptophyta; Magnoliopsida; Fabales; Fabaceae.
AUAAAAGUAGUAUUCUGAAUAUAUACACAUGAAACACACUCACCCAGAUCAUGAAGAUAUUUAUGUAUACUUUUCAUCUGAUUGAUAAAAAUAAAAAUCAAAAAGUGCAAUUGAAAAAAGAAAAAGAGCACCAACUUUUCUUAAUUUCAAAAACUUACACUAUGUAUAUCACAGACACUAUAAAACACAUUAGAAUUUUAGCAGCUUUGUAUGAUUUAAGAAUUUGGAAAGGAUUUGAGGCUUUCUACUGAUUAGAUGAUGGAAAUUAAUUCAGGAAACAAGAGAUGUGCUAGAAAGGUUCAAUUGCUUGUAACUUCAGCUCUUCUUUUACUGCAAAGCUUUCUGAUCAUCCCUGAGAUAUUUGCAGAAGAAUCAAGCUCUGUGCAUAUUGUAUACAUGGGAGAUAAGAUAUAUCAUAAUCCAGAAACUGCUAAAAAGUAUCACCACAAAAUGUUAUCUUCACUCUUAGGAAGCAAAGAAGAUGCAAAGAAUUCACUUCUUUAUAGCUAUAAGCAUGGAUUUUCAGGGUUUGCUGCUAGAAUGACAAAGUCUCAAGCAGAAGAUAUAGCAAAGUUUCCUGAGGUAGUUUCUGUCAUUCCAAAUGGCAUUCACAAACUUCACACAACUAGAAGUUGGGACUUCAUUGGGGUCCAUCAUCCCUCCUCAAAAACUGUUUUCACUGAAAGCAACUUAGGUCAAGGAACCAUCAUAGGCGUCAUAGACACAGGCAUUUGGCCAGAGUCUGCAAGUUUCAAUGAUGAAGCAAUGGGGAAAAUUCCAUCAAAGUGGAAAGGAGUUUGUCAAGUUGGUGAAAAAUUUAACUCCACAAACUGCAACAAGAAGAUAAUUGGUGCUAGAUGGUUCCUAAAAGGAAUAACUGAUCACACUAAGAACCUCGUCCUUGGAAACAAUGACACUACAGAAUAUCUCUCAGCUAGAGAUGCUAUUGGCCAUGGAACUCACACAGCUUCAACAGCAGCUGGAUAUUUUGUAGAAAAUGCAAAUUAUAGAGGCCUUGCUUCUGGUUUAGCAAGAGGAGGAGCACCUUUAGCUCACUUGGCUAUCUACAAAGCUUGCUGGGACGUUCCUGUUGGACACUGUACUGAUGCUGAUAUCCUCAAAGCAUUUGACAUGGCUAUACACGAUGGUGUAGAUGUCUUAACUGUUUCUCUUGGCAUUGGCAUUCCUUUGUUUUCUUAUGCUGAUCAACGCGACACGAUAGCAAUUGGUUCUUUCCACGCAACUUCCAAAGGUAUCACAGUUGUUUCUUCAGCUGGAAAUUCUGGUCCUAUUUCUCAAACCGUUUCGAAUACAGCACCAUGGCUCAUUACAGUUGCGGCCACUACAAUCGAUAGGACUUUUCCAACAGCCAUUACACUUGGAAAUAACCUCACUUUGUGGGGACAGUCCAUUGACAAUGGAAAACAUGCUCUUGGAUUUGUAGGGCUCACAUACUCCGAGCGCAUUGCACGUGAUCCAUCGGAUGAUUUAGCUAAGGAUUGUCAGUCUGGAAGUCUGAAUGAAACAAUGGCAGCAGGAAAAAUUGUUCUAUGCUUUUCAGUAUCAGAUCAACAAGAUAUUGUUUCUGCAGCACUUUCAGUAAAGGAAGCUGGUGGAGUUGGACUAAUAUAUGCACAGCGUCAUGAAGAUGGACUCAAUGAAUGUGGUAUACUUCCAUGCAUUAAGGUAGAUUAUGAAGCAGGGACAGAACUGUUAACCUAUAUUAGAAGAGCAAGGUUUCCAACCGCAAGGCUGAGUUUUCCAAAGACUGUUAUAGGAAAAUGGAUAUCUCCAAGAGUUGCAUCUUUCUCAUCUAGAGGACCUAGUACCUUGUCUCCAACUGUGUUAAAGCCUGACAUAGCAGCACCUGGUGUGGACAUUUUGGCUGCAUUUCCACCCAAGGGAAGUAAAAAGAGCAGUGGAUUCAUAUUCUUAUCUGGAACUUCAAUGUCUUGUCCUCAUGUGGCAGGAAUAGCAGCACUCAUCAAAUCCAAACACCCAACUUGGUCACCUGCAGCCAUAAGAUCAGCUUUGGUAACAACAGCCUCGCAAAGCGGAACUGAUGGAGGCCUUAUAUCAGAAGGCUCUACAAAUAAGGCAGCAGACCCGUUUGAUAUGGGGGGUGGACACGUGGAUCCCAACAAAGCAAUUAAUGCAGGACUCAUAUACAACAUUACCACAGAGGAUUAUAUCCACUUCCUAUGUUCCAUGGGUCAUAAUACAGCUUCCAUUAGAAAAGUGACCAAAACCACUACAAGUUGCAACAAACAAAAAAGACAAGCACUGUUGAACCUUAACCUUCCUUCCAUAUCAAUUCCAAACCUGAAGAGGGAUACAACAGUAAUGAGAACAUUGACAAACGUUGGAAACAUAAAUGUAGUCUACAAAGCUAUAGUGAAGAGUCCUUAUGGUAUAAAAGUGAGAGUUGAACCUCAAAUUUUGAAGUUCAAUUCAGAAAAUAAAGUACUUACCUUCAAUGUUAGCUUCAUUUCAACUCAAAAGUUGCAUGGUGAUUACAGAUUUGGAAGCCUAACAUGGACAGAUGGCAAUCAUUUUGUGAGGAUACCAAUAGCUGUUAGGACCAUACAAUUUGAAUAUUAAACUGAUGUUUUGACAAUUAGUUUGUUCAACAGUUACUACAUAUGUUCUUGAUUGAUUUAAUCAAAUAAUUUCGGUAGUUAAGUUUUUUGUUUUUUAGGGAAUUUUCGGUAGUUAAGUAUUCUUUGAGGAAUAUACUAAGAUUGUGGAGAUUAAAAAAGUUUUUUGAUUUUGCAGCUAACGGUUUUUGUAGCUUUUAAAUGAAAUGGUUGCUUGAAAGUUGAAGCUUA